AUGGACGAUGAGCGUCCAUAUCGCUCCCACACGAAGCCGGCAUGCAUACCAUGUCGGCGGAGGAAAUCCCGCUGCAAGAUCGAGCCCCACACCGAGGCCUGUUUGAUGUGUCGUGCGCACGGCACGGAGUGUACAUUCCCCAAUGGACGGGCAAAAGCGACUCACAAACGACCAUCUACGGAGACACUGCCAAGAAUCCCACAUCCGGCUGUACGCACAGAGCCAUUGAAUGACCCGAUGGUCGCAUCACCACAAUUGCCCUCACAGAUACCGAAUUUGGACACGCCGCUGUCACUCGAGGCGGACGAUGAUAACCCCCAUAUCCUGGGCCCGGUGGUCACGGGGGAUAGUCAUGUUCUGGCAGACUACCUGUCGAAUAUCUCGGGACAGGGCAUGCGUGAGAUCCGACCGGUUGAGCCUGGGAGCUCCUCGUCCCCGGUCAUUUUUACCAAAGUGCAGAAGAGGCCGUUGGGCCUGACCGUGAACUCCAAUCCGGCAAUGAAAAACCUAGAGACAAUUGAAAAGCUCGUGGAGCCGUGGGGGACACAUUUAAUUGAGUUAUACCUGAAGAAAGUCAAUCCGUGUCUUCCACUGCUUGACGAGAGUUCAUUUCGUGCUCAAUAUAUGAAUUCCAGACACCGGAUUUCCCCCGCCCUACUGGCCAACCUGUAUGCACAGUCACUCACCCAUUGGAGGCACGAUCCUGUUCUCUCGCGAGAGCGGUGUCCAGACUCUCGCUUUGUCUGGAAUCUCGCAAUAGAGGCAUCAUACUCUGAGUUGCACGCAUCAGCUGGUAUAUCCACGGUCAAAUCCCUGUUACUGGAUGUAGGCGGGCGCCCAACGACUUCAAUGACUGGGAAUGGUGUCAGGCUCAGCUCUGCCAUUUCGCUAUGCCAUUCACUAGGGCUGAACCGGAACCCGCUUCCAUGGGACAUUCCGCAAGCUGAAAAACACCUGCGAAUGAAGAUUUGGUGGUCUGUUCUGAUUCAUGAUCGUUGGUCCAGCCUCACUUACGGGACACCACCCCACAUACGACGCUCACAGUAUGACGUCCCACUGCCGAUUCCCGAAUAUCUGUCCGAUUGGGAAUAUAACCGCGCAGCGAAUUCCGUCUUCAUCGAGCUGAUGAAUCUCACCGAGGUACUUGACCAUUGCUUGGAGCAUGUGUACAACAUUCGCCUCGAAGGCCAGGGCCCAGCAAGAAACCUGGAACUUGAACUGAACAGAUGGGUGGAUUCGCUGGUAGGUGACAUUCGGAAAGUCAUCAUCCGCGGCUCGAAUCUCGACAUCCCUGGUGCUUCCAAUCUCCGGCUCGCAUACUUAGCCACGAGACUCUUGCUGAGGCGAAUCGACCUCGACAAGGAAAGGAAAGCACAAGAUCCCAGCUCAGAGGUAAUGGCAAAUCGUACCAUGGAGGCCCGCAGGACAGCAGAAGAUAUCGUAGUUUUGGUGCAAGAAUUAGGAGAGACGCAGCUCGGGGACUUUUGGCUUCCUGUUGCUGCAUUCACCUUUUCCUCAACGGUGACGUUUCUCAUUCGUUGUGCGUUGGAGACGGAGCAAACAGCCGGCCUUGCUGAAAGCGCUUCUUUGAGGAUGGCAAACGACUUCCUGGAGUCGCUGAGGUCACAUCAGCGGACCUCCGGAUGGGAUCUAGCGGAUAUCUGCCUGGCGCAGCACUCCGAGAUUGUUGAGAAGCUGUUGAACUCUCCGCCUCCCGUGAUGAAUUCGGAAUCAAACGCAGAGCAGCAUUUCAUGCACGACAUGGCAUUUGUGGACGAUCUGUUCCCAAGCAUCUGGGACACUUUGCAGAGUAUAUAG
Messenger RNA from Penicillium olsonii, 1818 nucleotides. NCBI's taxonomy places the organism in Eukaryota, Fungi, Ascomycota, Eurotiomycetes, Eurotiales, Aspergillaceae. The record is from the annotation of a GenBank genome assembly.